AUGAAGUUCUCGUUCCAAUCUCCAGAGAAGCUGUACAUUGUGCUGGCCUUUGUCAAUGGCGGCGAGCUUUUCCAUCACCUACAGAAAGAGCAGCGCUUCGACAUCAACCGAUCUCGUUUCUACGCUGCCGAACUCUUGUGUGCGCUCGAGUGUCUACACGGGUUCAACGUCAUUUACAGAGACUUGAAGCCCGAGAACAUCUUGCUCGACUACACCGGCCACAUUGCUCUGUGCGAUUUCGGUCUGUGCAAACUCGACAUGAAGGAUGAGGACAAGACAAACAGUAUGUUAUAUAUUCCCAGGUUUAAGGGGCUUCAUACUGACCAAGAUUGUAGCNNUUUCUGUGGCACACCAGAAUAUCUCGCACCUGAGCUGCUUCACGGCACUGGCUACACCAAGACGGUCGACUGGUGGACACUGGGUGUCCUCCUCUACGAGAUGUUGACAGGUUUGCCGCCCUUCUACGACGAAAACACCAACGACAUGUACCGCAAGAUCUUGGCAGAGCCCCUACACUUCCCUGGCCCCGAGAUUGUGCCCCCUGCCGCACGCGACCUGUUGCAGAAGCUGCUCGACAGGGAUCCGACAAAGAGAUUGGGAGUCAACGGCGCAGCAGAGAUCAAGGCACACCCCUUCUUCCACAGUAUUGACUGGAGAAAGCUUCUGGAUCGCAAGUACGAGCCUAGCUUCAAGCCUAAUGUGGUGAGUGUUUGUGAAUGCUGUAUGAUAGCUAAGCAGACAUGCUGA
Molecule: messenger RNA, 747 nt
Organism: Aureobasidium vineae
Lineage: Eukaryota; Fungi; Ascomycota; Dothideomycetes; Dothideales; Saccotheciaceae
Source: the annotation of a GenBank genome assembly